AUGCAGAGAGGCUUUAAGGGAUACGCACUUCGACUGCUGCUACUCCAGCCCGAUUUCGCGAGCAAAGGUGAGGCAAAGGACGGGUAUGGUGUGGGAGGGAUGAAGGAGAGGAGGAGGGGAGAGAAGCGCAUUGUGCUUAUCAGGCACGGGCUGAGCUCGUGGAAUGCGGAGGGGAGAGUCCAGGGCCGGUCGGAUGAGUCUGUUUUGUCGGAGACUGGCGAGAUUCAGGCGCUGAGGUGCAGAGAGGCGCUGAGGGAUACCCACUUCGACUGCUGCUACUCCAGUCCGAUUUCUCGAGCUAAGAGCAGUGCAUCACCUGGGAGGGGCGCAAGGGAGCCUCUCGUGUUUCUGGAGAGCAGCGCGGAGAUCAUUUGGGAGGGGCGCAAGGAGCCUCUGGUGUUCCUGGACUCCCUUAGCGAGGCCCACCUGCACUUUCUUGAAGGCAUGCUCAACUCCGAAGCUAAGCGGCUGUAUCCGGACCUGUUCCGAGCCUGGCGAGAAGAUCCGGCGAACUUCUGUGUGGAUGGGGUGUUUCCGGUGCACCAGCUGUGGGAUCAGGCCAGAGACACGUGGCGAGAGCUGCUAGAAAGCCCAGGCUCUCAGAUUUUGGUCGUCACACACAAGUCCCUGUUGAGAGCGCUGCUCUGCACUGCUCUUGGCAUGGGCCCUGACAAGUUCAGGGCAAUGGACGUCAACAAUGGGGGCAUGUGUGUGGUGAUGGUGAACAGUAGAGGCGAGCCCAUGGUGGAGAGUCUCAAUAUGCUGCUAGCAGCGCUGCUGACAGUGUCUCUGGGAGUGGCCAACCGAGUGCUCUACAAGCUGGCGCUCAUUCCACCCAAAAACCCCAAACCCGAAAUCUCAUCUCUACCCCAUCAGCUCCUAGAACUAGCGCUGCUGACAGUAUAUCUGGUCUCAUCCUCCUCCUCGUCUGCUGCUCCCUCGAUAUGGUCACACCCGACAUGCUCCCUCGUCUCGCAGCCCGUCCUGUGCCCUGCUCCCCCCCUUUCCUUCUCGUCCAUACCUCCCUUGCCCCUUUUCCUCCUCGUUCGUACCUCCCUUGUCCCUUUUCUCAUUUCCCUUUACCGUUUCCGCAUCCGCCCCUUGGCAGCAGCAUUUGUCAAGAAGCCGCCUCUGCCCACUCUCCUCUCCCCCCUCUCCCUGCUCUCCCCCCUCUCCCCGCCCUCCCCCCUCUCCCCGCUCUCUCUCCACUCCCCUCAAUCUCCCCCCAUUCCCUCUCCCAGCUACGUGGCAGUCUAUUCACUCACCCUCCUCGCCCGCACCUCCCUCAAUAUAGUCACACCCGACAUGCUCUCUCUGCCCAAGCUUCCCUUCAUGCUCAUGGGGCUGCUGGAAGGAGCAGGACUCGCAUUAGGCAUGAUUGCUGCUGCGCACAUGCCAGGAGUCCUCAUCCCAGUGCUCUCACAGGUCUUCCUGGUGUGGCAGGUCACCUUCUCUUAUGUCUUCCUCGGCUGCCGGUACUCGCUACAGCAGCUUCUGGGAUGCUUCCUCGUGAUCAUGGGGGUUGCCGUGGUGGUGAUCACAAGUGGACCGCCAUUGCAUAUUGUGUCCACGUUAUUAGCUUCUCUGCUAGCAGCAACACCGAUCCAGUGGCCCCUCCUCUUCCUAUUGUCCACUGUGCUUCCAGCAGCAUCCUCUGUUCUUAAGUACACUAAGAUGUUCCAACAGAAAUACCUCUUCCAGCUCUCAUACCCGUUUCCCCACCUCCUUCCCCUCAUCUUCUCCUACUGA
Messenger RNA from Closterium sp. NIES-65, 1749 nucleotides. NCBI's taxonomy places the organism in Eukaryota, Viridiplantae, Streptophyta, Zygnematophyceae, Desmidiales, Closteriaceae. The record is from the annotation of a GenBank genome assembly.